AUGGAUGUUGACGGUCUUGAGGGCUUGGAUCAGAUUGGUCCGUCCGUCUACCGCGUGGCCAUGAAACUUCAAAGUCUACAGAACAUCUGUCACAUGGAUGUUGUUUUGCUUCAACACAUCACAGCAGCACUCAACUUGGGGAGCACACCUAUGCGGGAGUGCAUGCUCAGCAAGCAGGAAGUAACUCAGAACCUAAAGAGGAUGUUCUGCAACACGUCGGUGGAAUUGUCGAGUCAUGUGAUGCUGGAGGCGUCUGAGCAGAUAUGCAGUUUGAUGUUCAGGAUGUUUGACAGGAAUGAGUCGGGUCAGAUUGCAACACUUUCUCUUUACGUUGCUCUCCUCUGUUUAUCGGCUGAAACUCUGCUGCUGAAAUACAGAGGUUUGGUGUGCGCAGCAACAAAUGAUUCUGGGUCCAUCAGCAGGUCUUCGCUCAGAGCGGUAUUGGAGGAUGUGAGCCAGGUUCCUGCAGUAGUCCAGGAGGAAGGCAUGUUUGGUGACGUUGAUGAGGCGAUCAAGUCGUGUUUUCAUGGGGUGCUGACCCACACCGUAAGAAGGGAACACGUGUCUUCAUGGCUGCAGAGUGAGCCUCAUCUGUUACUAUGGUUACCUGUCCUGUUUCGUCUCUCCGUGAGUCAGAAGGUUGUUCACAACGUCCGCUGUCACAUUUGCAAGACAUUUCCCAUCAGCGGACUCAGGUAUCGCUGCAUGAGGUGUGUCAACUUCCAUCUGUGUCAGAGCUGCUUCCUGUCUGAGCGACACACACGCAAACACAAGAGUCACCACCCAGUCACUGAGUUCUGUACACAGCCCACCUGGCAAGAGUCUCUUUCCUACAUGGCACGCUGUGCUGGUCACUUCCUGUCACCACGGCGAUUUAGUCAAAGAGGAACUGACAGGAGCAGAGGCCUGCAGGGGAAUCAACGCAGUCAUCUGCCCCCACACUGGACCAACACCACGGAAGAAUGUAAGAGUAGAACCUCCAACGAUUCCUCAGUGCAUCCUCACUCCUCUUCAUCAAUAUCACUGCAGACUGAAGACAUGCUGAUAGAACAGUCGGAGGUGUCCACUUUGCUGGCUGAAGUCCGAGACCUCAACAGAGACAAGAGGCUGUUAGAAGAGGAGAUGAAGGUGUGGCGUCUCGCUGUUCAAUCAGAACACAGUGUGCUGGAAGAAAGGUGCACGGAGAUGGAGAUCACCAUGGAAGCAGUCCGAGAACACAAUUGCCAUCUGCAGGUGAUGCUCACUCACGCCCAGAUCAAGAAGGAAGCCAAUUAUGUCCCACAGCAGGACAAGAUGGAAACUAUAGAAAAGAUGUUGACUUCAUCUGAAGCAGACAGGGGCACAGACACAGAUCUGAAAAAGGAAUUCCUAUUGAAGACGGAUAACCAGUGGAGUGAAAAUGAAGAAACGAUAUCAACUAACCAGAAAAUACCUUGGUCACAUGACAUCCACUAUGAGGAGGCGGAGUCAGCAGGUGAACGCCUUCUUUGUCAAUCAGUACAACAGGAGAUCGCAAAGAACGUGGAGCCUUUGCAGGAGGACACGUGUAUGGUUGAAUGUGAAUCAUGUGAUCCAGAAGAGCUGCUGCAGGAAACGGCUGACAGACUGAGAAGUUUCUUAUGGCCAUGCAGGAGGAAAGACAAACAGUCAGGUGAUGAGAAGGGGGCGGAGCUUAUUGAGGCUGCAAACCUGGUUGGAGACUCGUUACGCUGCCUAGUGGACACAGUGAGACAAGUCCAGCCCCACACUAUAGAUUUUAUGUUGAACUGAUGUCUCUUUUGAAAUAUAUUUAUUACAAAUCCCUUUUGAAUGGUAACCCUGUUCAGAGUGGAGGGAAUCUAUCACACUUCAGCGAAAAUUUUAGGAACUUAAUGUUUCACAAGGAAGAAACUUUCAGGGGUGAAGUUCUUGUGCAGCAAAAUGGGUUAAAGACAUAAUAGACAUCGCACCAUUGUCAAUCCACUAAUCUUUUGUCAACCCCCUUAUCCAUUUACGUAUUGAAUAAGUGUACAAACAAAAACCAGGCAAUGCCUCAAAGUUGCGACCUACUAAGGGUGAACUGAAUGUGGAAAUGUGUGAUGUCUCAUGCCAACUUAAUGGCUCAUGAACACAAAUUCUACAUGCUAUGGAUGCUUCGGCAACACACAAAGGUGGUUGUUCAAGCUUUGCUGACAUUUGAUUUCAACAUUGUAAAAGCUUGAAGAUAAAAUUCACUUUUUAACCAAUGCAUUUAAUGUUUCAUAUUCAUAUUAGGGAAGACAUCCUAUGAAUUUCUCUAGGUGAUCAUUUUGCCACAUAUUGCUGUCACAAUAUGUUCCUGUGACUCCCGCACAGGGCUUCACGGUGGCAGAGGGGUUAGUGCGUGGUUCAAAUCCAGGCUCGGGAUCUUUCUGUGUGGAGUUUGCAUGUUCUCCCCGUGAAUGCGUGGGUUCCCUCCGGGUACUCCGGCUUCCUCCCACCUCCAAAGACAUGCACCUGGGGAUAGGUUGAUUGGCAACACUAAAUUGGCCCUAGUGUGUGAAUGUGAGUGUGAAUGUUGUCUAUCUGUGUUGGCCCUGCGAUGAGGUGGCGACUUGUCCAGGGUGUACCCUGCCUUCCGCCCGAUUUUAGCUGAGAUAGGCGCCAGCACCCCCCGGAUGGAUGGAUGGACUCCCGCACAACUUGGCCAGUUGGAAGGAUAUUAGCAGCAGCUUGUGGUUGCGGAACAAUGGCACCAGAGACAGUGGAGGAAUGGCUGACUUUGUUCCACGUGACUGCUACUGCAAGUGCCUCUCCUAUGUUGCAAUAAUAAAUCGCGUAGUCAAACAAGAGUCAAAGUCUUUCCUACCCUUUUUGA
This is a messenger RNA of Nerophis ophidion (straightnose pipefish), 2836 nucleotides long. RefSeq names its product dystrotelin (gene dytn). The transcript has 14 exons. Lineage: Eukaryota; Metazoa; Chordata; Actinopteri; Syngnathiformes; Syngnathidae. The record is from RefSeq and is a predicted model, not a curated record. Gene Ontology annotation, cellular component: plasma membrane. Gene Ontology annotation, biological process: synaptic signaling. Gene Ontology annotation, molecular function: zinc ion binding. Bases 1 to 1770 code for a protein of 589 amino acids.